Molecule: messenger RNA, 1608 nt
Organism: Arabis nemorensis
Lineage: Eukaryota; Viridiplantae; Streptophyta; Magnoliopsida; Brassicales; Brassicaceae
Source: the annotation of a GenBank genome assembly
AUGGAAAUGUCUCUUCUCCGUCCGGCGACGACGCAGCCAUUUCUGUCGUCAUUCUCCAAAUUCCAGCCAACUCAUCGAUCGCGUAAUUACAAGUCUAUUAAGUUCCGUUUUACUGUAGCCGGUGGAUCGGCCGUCGGAUCUUCUAGAAUCGAAGGCGGAGGUACUACAAUCACGGCGGAUUGUGUGAUCGUCGGUGGAGGAAUUAGCGGUCUGUGCAUCGCUCAAGCUCUUUCCACGAAACACCCAGACGCUGCUCCUAAUGUGAUAGUGACGGAGGCGAAGGAUCGUGUCGGAGGCAAUAUCAUCACACGCGAGGAGAAAGGGUUUCUAUGGGAAGAAGGUCCUAAUAGUUUUCAGCCAUCUGAUCCUAUGCUCACUAUGGUGGUAGAUAGUGGUUUGAAGGAUGAGUUAGUCUUGGGAGAUCCUAAUGCACCGAGGUUUGUGUUGUGGAAUGGGAAAUUGAGGCCGGUUCCGUCGAAGCUAACCGACUUGCCGUUCUUUGAUUUGAUGAGCAUUGGAGGGAAGAUUAGAGCUGGGCUUGGUGCUCUUGGCAUUCGACCACCACCUCCAGGUCGUGAGGAAUCUGUGGAAGAGUUUGUAAGGCGUAACCUUGGUGAUGAGGUUUUUGAGCGCUUGAUUGAACCAUUUUGUUCAGGUGUUUAUGCGGGUGAUCCUUCAAAACUGAGUAUGAAAGCAGCUUUUGGGAAGGUUUGGAAACUAGAGGAGAAUGGUGGCAGUAUCAUAGGUGGUACUUUUAAGGCAAUCCAAGAGAGAAAUAAAGCUCCCAAGACAACCAGAGACCCGCGCUUGCCAAAGCCAAAGGGACAAACAGUUGGUUCUUUUAGGAAAGGGCUCACAAUGUUACCAGAGGCAAUCUCUGCAAGGUUGGGUAGCAAAGUUAAGGUGUCUUGGAAGCUCUCGAGUAUUACUAAACUGGAUAGCGGAGGAUACAACUUGACUUAUGAGACUCCAGAAGGGAUAGUAUCCGUACAGAGCAAAAGUGUAGUGAUGACUGUGCCAUCUCAUGUUGCUAGUAGUCUCUUGCGCCCUCUUUCAGAUACUGCAGCAGAAGCACUCUCAAAGCUCUACUAUCCGCCAGUUGCAGCAGUAUCUACCUCCUACCCGAAAGAAGCAAAUCCGAAACGAAUGCUUAAUAGAUGGCGAACUAAAAGGGUUUGGCCAGUUGCAUCCACGCACACAAGGAGAACAAUAUACAGUUCUUCGCUUUUCCCUAACCGAGCACCACCUGGGAGAGUGUUGCUAUUGAACUACAUCGGUGGAGCUACCAACACCGGGAUUUUAUCAAAGUCAGAAGGUGAGUUAGUGGAAGCAGUGGAUCGUGACUUGAGGAAGAUGCUAAUAAAGCCAAGUUCGACCGAUCCGCUUGUGCUUGGAGUAAGAGUAUGGCCUCAAGCAAUUCCUCAGUUUCUGAUAGGUCACAUCGAUUUGGUAGACGCAGCGAAAGCCUCUCUCUCAUCGUCUGGUCAUGACGGGAUAUUCUUGGGUGGAAAUUACGUUGCUGGUGUAGCAUUGGGUCGGUGUGUGGAAGGUGCUUAUGAAACUGCAACCGAAGUUAACAAUUUCAUGUCGAGGUACGCUUACAAGUAA